CCGCGCGUCCCGCCUGUCCCCCCGCCUUGCCGAGCAGCAGCAACCGCGGUGCUCCUGCGGCGGCCAUGGGCGAGCCCCGCGGCGGCCUCUCCUGAGCAGGUGUUUUGCCCAACAGGAAGAAGCAGCAGGGACUUGGAGCUUCCUCCAGUGUCGCUGCCAGAAGCCUUAGCCAAUCAAAUGCACCCUGACAAUAAACUGACCAAUCAUGGAAAGACAGGUAACAGCAGUGCCCAGCCCCAGCACCAUAACGUGAGCCAAAGCCCCACCUGCAACCUGGGCACGAAGGGCGUGGGGGCAGGGAAUCAUGGUGGCAAAGCCAGCCAGCAAACUCCUGGCAACUCUGGACUGAAAACCAGCCAGCCUCCUGUGCCCGUCUUUGGGGCCUUGAAGGGCAAAGUGAAGCGAGAGCGGAGUGUCUCCGUGGACUCCGGAGAGCAGCGGCAGGAAGCCACCACUACCUCACUGGACAAGGAGCUGAAAGGCGAAGUGGCCCCCCGGAGCAAGCGGCGCUGUGUGCUGGAAAGGAAGCAGCCCUACAGUGGGGACGAGUGGUGCUCUGGACCAGACAGCGAGGAGGAAGAGGAGAAGCCUCUCAGCAGCGCCCACAAUUGUAAUGUAGCGGAGUCGGCAAUGACCGCGGCCUCGCAGCUGGGCCCGGGACCCAAUCCGCUGCCAGCCUUGAGUGAGAGCAACGCGUCCGGCACGCCCCAUGGCGCAACCCCUGGCCUUAGGUCAGACACCAGGAACAGUGGCGGGAAGCAGCCGUUGCAGUUUGUUUAUGUCUUCACGACGCACCUCGCUAACACGGCGGCAGAAGCUGUCCUUCAAGGCCGAGCGGACUCCAUUCUGGGCUACCACCAGCAGCAUGUGCCCCGGGCCAAGUUGGAUCAGGUGCCCAUCCCAAAGAUACAAGCCACUCCCGAGCCGCUGCCCAUCAACCCGUCUCCUGCCAGCACCCCACAGUCCCAGCCCGCCGUGCCCCCGAGCAGCCAAGCCCAGGGGCAGCCUCCCGCUUCCGCACCACCACCUCCCCAGCCUCCGGCACCCCCACCGCUGGGUCUUGGCCAAGGACCGCUGCCCACGGCCGGCCCCCUCCCGCAAGAGGGGGCUCCCGAGGAUGCCCGCCGGGACCUGACCCCCAACUCCGUGGGGAACGGCAGCAGCAGCAGCACCGCCCCCAGCGGCACCCAUCCUAACACGCCCACCGCUCCCAGCUCCUUGCCUGCUGGGGCCGCUGAUGGAUUGAUGGGGGAAGGGGCCAACGCCGGGCCCCCCUCAGCGGGGAACGGGCCCCGCAACGCCCUCAACACGGAGGGCCUCUCCAAGGAGCAGCUGGAGCACCGUGAGCGGUCUCUGCAGACCCUGCGGGACAUUGAGCGCCUGCUCUUGCGCAGCAGCGAAGCCGAGCCUUUCCUCAAGGGGAGCCCUGGGGCUGGCGAGGGGGGCGCCAUGCCUCCCCAGGCCCCUCCCCCGCAGGCCCCCCAGGCCCCACCCCCUGGGGCCCCCGGCUUGAAGAAAUACGAGGAGCCCUUGCAGUCCAUGAUCUCGCAGACUCAGAGCCUGGGGGGCCCCAGCCUGGAGCAGGAGGGCCCUGUUCCCUCCGGAGUGGACAUGGGGCAGCAGAUGAACAUGAUGAUGCAGCGGCUGGGCCAGGACAGCCUGACGCCCGAGCAGGUAGCCUGGCGGAAGCUGCAGGAGGAGUACUACGAGGAAAAGCGGCGCAAGGAGGAGCAGGUGGGCAUGCAUGGCGGGCGGCCCCUGCAGGACAUGAUGCUGCCCCAGCCCAUGGGCACCAUGAUGCUGCGGGGGCCUCCGCCGCCCUACCACAGCAAGCCCGGCGAGCAGUGGCUGCUGCGGGGCGUGCCCAUGGACAUGCCCGAGCAGAUGCAGCUGCGGCCGUCCUUCGCGGGACCGCGAUUCCCCGGGAACCAGAUGCAGAGGGGCUUCGGUGGCAUCCCGAACCUGCCCCUCGAGUCGCUGGGCCCCAUGGGCAGCGUGCAGCGCCCCCCGAGGCCUGGCAUGGCCUGGAACGAGGACAUGCCCAUGGCAGGGCCUGGCAACUUCGCCCCCGGGAACCUGCCCUACCUGCCGGGACAAGGCGAGGCAGAGCGCUUUGUGACGCCGCGGGCUCGCGAGGAGAUGUUGCGGCACCACCUGGAGAAGCGGCAGGGGGCGAUGCAGCGGCCUCUGGGCAUGGAGAUGGAGCGCAUGAUGCAGGCGCACCGGCAGGUGGAGCCGGCCAUGUUUGCCGGGGAGGGGCUGGGCAUGGAGUUUGGGGGCUCGCGGGCCAUGAUGAGCCCGCCGCUGCGGGACAUGGAGCCGGCGCUGGGCCCCGGCAACCUCAACAUGAACAUGAACGUCAACAUGAACAUGAACAUGAACUUGAACGUGCAGAUGACGCCUCAGCAGCAGCAGAUGCUGAUGUCGCAGAAGAUGCGCGGCCCCGAGAUGAUGCCCUCCGAGGAAAUGGCUCGGCUGCGUGCCCCCAACGGCACUGCAGCCAUGAUGGGGGGGCCCCCGAAAAUGAUGAUGGGCUCACCGUUCCCCAGUCAGGGGCAGCAGCAGCCGCCGCCGCCGCCGCCACCUCAGCAGCAGCAACAAGGUUUCCCAGGCAUGCAGGGCCCGUACCCUGCUGUGCCACAGGAGAUGAGCAACACCCCAGACAUGUUUGGCCCCGAGCAGGGGGGCAUGGGCAGCACCACGCGGCUCAGCCACAUCCCCCUGCCCCCCACCACCAGCGCCCCGUCCACAAACAUGCACCAGGCGCCCGUCAGGGGCCUGGGCCGCCGCCCUUCCGACCUGGCCCUCAACAUGGGGCAGAUGAACUCUCCCAACGUGGGCCGCCUCAAGUCUCCAACGCUCAGCCAAGUUCAUUCCCCGCUGGGCACCUCCCCUUCCGCCAACCUCAAGUCCCCGCAGACGCCCUCCGCCAUGGUCAACCUGCCAGCCGCCAGUGCCACCAGCGCCCCACUCAAGUCCCCGCAGGUUCUCAGCUCCGUGCUCAACGUCCGAUCCCCGACCAGCUCCCCCGGUCACCUCAAGUCCCCGUCCAUGGCUGUCUCUUCUCCAGGGUGGGCGCCCUCGCCGAAAAACGCCCUUUCCAGCCCUGGCAUUGGGCAGAACAAGCCAGCCCUUGGAAUGAGCAACUCUGCACCCCUGGGCAGCAUCGAGCAAGGUCCGAUGGCGCCUGGGCCUAGGAGCAGCUCCUCUGCCCCACCUAGCAACCCCUCUGGCCCCCUGAACCCCAACCUGCCUUUUCCUUCCUCUCCAGAUCCACCCCCGUCCCAGAACCCCUUGUCACUCAUGAUGUCCCAGAUGUCCAAGUACGCCAUGCCCAGCUCCACCCCUCUCUACCACAAUGCCAUCAAGACCAUCGCCACCUCGGACGAUGAAAUGAUGCCCGACCGGCCAAUGCUUCCGCCAGGUGCCAUGUCUGGCAUGGGUGGGAACCAGCCCAACCAGAUGCACAUGAACUCCGUGGGGCCAGCUCCUGCUCAGAGCCCCAUGGGGAUGAACCUGCCGGGGCAGCAGCCACUCUCGCACGAGCCCUCAAUGUCCUCGCCAAGCCCCCUGGGCGCCAACAUUCCCAUGCACAGCGGUGCGCCCCCCCAGAACCCAAUGAUGCUGCCCCCCAAUGCCCAGGACUCCCUGAACCAGCCCUGCGGCCCUUCCGGACAGCUGAUCUUCCCCCCGCGCCUCCAGCAGCCCCCUGCGAAUGGGGGCAAUAUGCCCAUGGCUCCCGGGGGGGCCGGUGUCCAGCAACACUAUCCGCCAGGCUUGGGACUGCCCCCGGAGGAGCUGCCCCCACCCCAGCCAGGGCAAAUGCCACCGCAACAGCAGCAGCGCAUGGCUGGGAGAAUGCCGCCGGAGCCCUACCCAUCGGUGCUUCCUGGUGUGGCUUCGGUGCUCAACGACCCGGAGCUGAGCGACGUGAUCCGCCCCACGCCCACCGGCAUCCCCGAAUUCGACUUGUCGCGCAUCAUCCCGUCCGAGAAGCCCAGCAGCACGCUGCAGUACUUCCCCAAGGGCGAGGGCCCGGGGCCCAAGCCGCAGCCGCCCUCCAACCUGCACCUCAUGAACUUGCAGAACAUGAUGGCAGAGCAGGCCCCGGCCCGGCCCGGCCCUCCGGGCAUGCAGCGUGGGAUGGCCAUGUGCCACCCGGGACAGGUGCCCCCCGUGCUGGGCAGGACAGGCCUGGCGCCCCAGCAAGCCAUGAUGAGCAACAGCAUGCACCAGGGCAUGAUGUUGCCCCAGCAGCAGAACCUCCUCGCCCAGCAGAACUUCCUGCUCAUGCAGGCCAAGCAGCGCAGCAUGUCCGUCUCGGGGGAGAUGUAUGCGCAGCCGGGUCACAUGAUCUCCCCGCAAGGCUCGCUCAUGGGCCCCCCACCCCAGCAGAACCUCAUGGUCUCACACCCCAUGCGGCAGCGCAGCGUCUCCCUGGAUGGUCAGAUGAGCUACGGCCCAGGAGCGGGCGGCAUGGCCAACCUGCCCUUCUGAGGCUGGCAGCGGGGAGCCUCCUGGUGCAGCCAUGCUGAUGCCAGCCCCUGUCUCUGCCCUGGCACAGAGUUUGGUUUGGAUCUUUCCUCUGAGUGUGAAUUUCUUUCUCUCGGUUUCUCUCUCUCUUCUUCUCUUUCUCCUUUUUUUAAGUAACCAAAAUGUGCAAGAGGGUUUGGAACAGCUGUAAAUAGGUUGGGGGGAAGCAGCAGCAGCAGCAAAGUUUUGCUGGCUUGGAAUUGUUUGUAUUUCUGUGUUUUAAUAGAAGCCUCAAAACCUGUUUUUUGGAAGAAACAAAUGAAAAUACAACCCAUUGACAAA
Molecule: messenger RNA, 4815 nt
Organism: Podarcis raffonei (Aeolian wall lizard)
Lineage: Eukaryota; Metazoa; Chordata; Lepidosauria; Squamata; Lacertidae
Gene: BCL9L
Product: BCL9 like
Exons: 8
Coding region: 178-4497 (1439 amino acids)
Biological process (GO): canonical Wnt signaling pathway; negative regulation of transforming growth factor beta receptor signaling pathway; positive regulation of transcription by RNA polymerase II
Cellular component (GO): beta-catenin-TCF complex
Molecular function (GO): beta-catenin binding; transcription coactivator activity
Source: RefSeq, a predicted model, not a curated record